UACAGUACGGUACAGAGAGCGAAAGGAGCAAGACAAGCACGGCUCUGUGUGGAUUAUAGGACUGCAGAAAGGGGGGAACUGCGCAGGGACAUGGGGACUACAAUAACACUUCCACUGGCACAAAAGCUGUACUAACUUAUGUGAAGGUGGGUCUUUCCUGCACAAGUACUGUGAGGGCCAGAAAAUUAACGUAUGGUUGCAAACAGAGGGAAAGAAGAAAGGACAUCAAGUUCUAUAGGAGAUCAUCCAGAUCAUGAUCAGUAGAUAGCAUCCCACAACAUGAUCAUGGCUCCUCGGAAAAGGAAUCGUCAUGCUCUGGGAUUUCUUUGUUGCUUUGGAGGCAGCGACCUUCCUGAAAUCAACCUCAAGGACAAUAACCCCCUCCAGUUUCUGGAGUUCUCUGUUCCAAUCCCAUCAGCAGAGGAGCUCAAUGCUAGGUUUGCCGAGCUUGUGGAUGAGCUGGAUCUCACGGAUAAGAACAGAGAGGCUAUGUUUGCACUUCCGCCAGAGAAGAAAUGGCAGAUUUACUGCAGCAAAAAGAAGGAACAGGAAGACCCUAAUAAGCUUGCUACCAGCUGGCCAGAUCACUACAUUGAUCGCAUCAACUCCAUGGCUGCAAUGCAGACUUUAUAUGCUUUUGAUGAUGAAGAAACAGAAAUGAAGAAUAAAAUAGUUGAAGACUUGAAAACAGCUCUGCGGACUCAACCCAUGAGAUUUGUGACCAGGUUCAUUGAGCUGGAUGGCCUGAGCUGUUUGUUGAACUUUCUGAAGAGCAUGGACUAUGAGACCUCAGAGAGCCGCAUACAUACAUCUGUUAUAGGGUGUAUCAAGGCAUUGAUGAACAACUCCCAGGGACGGGCGCAUGUCCUAGCUCAUCCAGAAAGCAUUAACAUAAUUUCCCAGAGCUUACGGACUGAGAACAUCAAAACCAAGAUUGCUGUGUUGGAGAUCCUAGGAGCAGUCUGCCUGGUACCAGAUGGCCACAAGAAAGUCCUGCAGGCCAUGCUUCAUUACCAGGUCUAUGCUGCAGAGAGGACAAGAUUCCAGACAUUGUUGAAUGAGCUAGACCGAAGCAUGGGGCGAUAUCGGGAUGAAGUGAAUCUAAAAACAGCCAUCAUGUCCUUUAUCAAUGCUGUUCUGAAUGCAGGUGCUGGUGAGGACAACUUGGAAUUCCGGCUACACCUACGAUAUGAGUUUCUAAUGCUGGGAAUUCAACCUGUUAUUGACAAGCUAAGAGGACAUGAAAAUGCAACAUUAGACAGGCACUUAGAUUUUUUUGAGAUGGUCAGAAAUGAAGAUGACCUGGAACUUGCCAAGCGGUUUGAUAUGAUCCAUAUUGAUACCAAAAGCGCCACUCAGAUGUUUGAGCUGAUCAAGAAGAGAUUGAAGCACACAGAUGCCUACCCCUAUUUGUUAUCAAUCCUUCAGCAUUGCUUGCAGAUGCCUUAUAAGCGGAAUGGGGGAAAUUUCCAGCAAUGGCAGCUGUUAGAUAGAAUACUACAACAAAUUGUUCUCCAGGAUGAGAGAGGGGAAGAUCCAGAUACAGCUCCGUUGGAAAACUUCAAUGUCAAGAACAUUAUCAAGAUGCUGGUGAACGAGAAUGAAGUGAAACAGUGGCGGGAUCAGGCAGAGAAGUUCCGAAAAGAACACACAGAGCUGAUGAUCAGGCUGGAGAAGAAGGAGCGGGAAUGUGAGACAAAAACCCAGGAGAAAGAUGAAAUGAUGAAGACAUUGAACAAGAUGAAAGACAAACUGCAGAAGGAAUCCUUGGAGCUGCGCCAGACCCGGGAUCAGAUGAAUGACCUGGUAGUUCAACUCAGUGAGUUCUCGCAAGGGGGAAGUAUUUCCUUCUCGCCCCUACCCCCGCCACCUCCUGGUGGCCCAUUGGCUGUGUCCUCCUCUGUGAUGUCAGAGAGCUUGCCACCCCUUCCACCGCCUCUCCCAUUCUCCACUUGUCCUCCUCCACCUGCACCGCCACCACCGCCAGGAGGACCUCCUCCACCACCUGGAGCCCCACCUUUCUUCAGCAUGGGGAUGCCACUGCCUACCACAACCACCUUCAGCAGUACUGGGACCAGCUUGAAGAAGAAAUCUAUCCCUCAGCCUUCGCACCCCCUGAAAUCCUUCAACUGGGCCAAACUGAAUGAGGAGAAGAUCCACGGCACAAUCUGGCAUGACAUUGAUGACUUAAGGGCUUUCAAAGUUUUGGACCUGGAGGAUUUUGAAAAAAUGUUCUCAGCUUAUCAAAGACACCAGGACCUGCUAACUAACCCUUCCUCCUGUAAGCAGAAGGAGAUGGGUUCAACUGAAGACCUGUACCUGUCCACAAGGAAAGUGAAAGAACUUUCUGUGAUUGAUGGCCGGAGGGCCCAGAACUGUGUCAUUCUCCUCUCCAAGUUGAAGUUAUCCAAUGAAGAAAUCCGACAGGCAAUCCUGAAGAUGGAUGAACAAGAAGAUCUGGCCAAAGAUAUGCUGGAACAGCUGCUGAAGUUUGUUCCUGAAAAGAGUGAUAUUGACCUGCUGGAGGAACAUAAACAUGAAAUUGACCGCAUGGCCCGGGCUGAUCGUUUCCUUUAUGAAAUGAGCAGGAUUGAUCACUACCAGCAGCGGCUGCAAGCAUUAUUCUUUAAGAAGAAGUUGCCAGAGAGACUGGCAGAAUCCAAGCCAAAAGUGGAAGCCAUUCUUCUGGCCUCCAAAGAGCUCAUCCGCAGCAAGCGUUUGAAGCAACUCCUGGAGGUGGUUCUCGCCUUCGGCAACUAUAUGAACAAGGGCCAAAGGGGGAGUGCAUAUGGCUUCAAAGUCUCCAGUCUGAACAAAAUUGCAGACACCAAGUCCAGCAUAGACAGGAACAUUACACUCUUGCACUACCUAAUUAUGAUUUUCGAGAAAAACUACCCAGACCUCCUUGAUAUCCAGUCUGAGCUGCAUCAUCUUCCAGAAGCAGCCAAAGUCAACCUGGUGGAGCUAGAAAAGGAAGUUAACAACAUAAAGACCGGAUUGAAAGCUGUUGAGGCUGAACUGGACUACCAGAAGAGACGCAUACGGGAACCAGGGGACAGGUUUGUCCCUGUCAUGAGUGACUUCAUCACUGUAGCCAGUUUCAGCUUCUCAGAGAUAGAAGACCUUCUCAACGAGGCCAGGGACAAGUACGCCAAGGCGCUGAAGCAUUUCGGAGAGAACGAAGGCAAGAUGCAGCCAGAUGAAUUUUUUGGCAUCUUCGACACCUUCCUGCAGUCAUUCUUGGAGGCCAAGCAAGAUCUGGAGAAUAUGAGGAAGAAGAAAGAAGAGGAGGAGCGCAGGGCACGCAUGGAGGCCAUGCUGAAAGAGCAAAGGGAGAAAGAGAGACGACAAAAGAAAGCAAAGGCUGGCAGCAUCUCUGAGGAGAGUGGAGAGUUUGAUGACUUGGUAUCAGCCCUGAGGUCAGGCGAGGUCUUUGACAAAGACUUAUCCAAGCUGAAGCGCAACCGCAAGCGUUCAGGGAACCAGGCCUUGGAGACGAGCCGGGAGCGGGCAGUGACAAAGCUAAAUUAUUAACUGUAAAGGGAAGGAGGAAGAAAAAUAAUCAGCCAAAAGAUGAUGACGAAGAGCAGUACAAGGAAGGUGAAUGGGUAUGAUGGCAUUUGGCUGACAGCUGUCCCAAUGAAUAUCCAGCCUGCAGCUAUAGAUGGUACCUUCUCAUGAUCAGCUUUCUUCCCUUCCCUCCUCUGUGCUCUUCAUUUGUAAAAGUGCCUCCCUGGAGCCAGGAGGGGUUUUGACUGGGCAGUUUGGAGCUGACAGAUUUGCUUCUGGGAGUUCUGCCUCCAACCACAACAAAGGCCCAGUGGAGAUGACAGGAAGUACUUGGGCCCUUGGGGACUGCUUAGCAGCUCGGGGAGGAUGAUUUGCUGUGUGCCAAAGGAAAAAAUAGCUCUGUUCUCCAUCCCACUGAGAAUCAUCAAGACUCAGGCUGGCUCUGAAUCUGCCUGCUGCUUCUUCAAGAUCUGGAUCACCCUUUGGGAGCUUGUCAUGGAGUGGUUCUAGAGUUUUGCAGUUUCGUUCUAGAACUGGAUUUAUAACAAGCCAUUCACUAGAGCCAGAAAAAUGCUUUAGAUCUCAUGUACUGUGUACAUAUAUAUAUAUAUAUUUUAUUUUUUAUUAUUUUUUUUUGGUGGCCAUUAAUAUCCAAAGCAAAGUGAUUCUCAAAGGGGAGAGAGAAUUUUCAGAAGCAAGAUGGAGGAAUCCUGGCUUGAAAUUCCUUGAUUGGAAUGGCUAGAGUCACCAUUUAUAAAAUUCAUCCAGAUUCUUUUGCUAAAAGGCCAUUGCCUGGAAGCUGCUCAAGAUUUUGAGGCUUAAGGAUGUUCUAGACUAUGAGAAGUUGGGAGAAAGAGAGAAGCAAGUGUUCUAGAAAAGGAACUCCACAUGGGCAUCUAGAAAACGAAGCCACUGCUGGAUGGGGACAGAUCCAGACACUCCUAGGGCCAGUGGCCAUUGCCAGAUAGUGGGCAGAAAAUAUCCAUCCAAUACUCGUCAUUUCACUUGUUUUCGCAUCAAUUUCUUAGUUCAUCCACAUGGAAAUUGGGAAUUGUCUGGCAUCCUCAUAAGAUUAUAAAUAAAUAUAUCAAAUGAGGUCCCUGGCAGGAGAAAAGAGAUUGUUUUCCAUUUGAUGCGAGCUACAGAUGUAGCUAGCUACAACUAUACUGGGAAGAACUAGAGCUUGUAUCUAACAGCCUGGCUUUCUCUGCAACCCCCCUUGAGAGUCACAUAACCUAAUAAUAUAUGUCAAAGAUAUCCAUGUUUGCCCAGUGUCUUUUCCACUUUGGGACGGAUCACUGAUGAUGAGUGAACAUAGGAGGCAAUAAACAAAGCAGAUGUCAAGUAGGAGGGUACAGAGUCAAAUGGACCCAGAGGCCUUUGGAGAUUACAAUUAAUUAAUAGGAAAUAUUUUUUAAUUAAAAAACAUGUGAAGCACACAGCCUAAAAAGCCCAAGAAAGAAGCCUACUGUUGUGUUCAUAUUUCUGUGCACCUUCAUGGUUCUAGCAGCGAGUCUAGAUUGUGCGGGUUGUUGCAGUUUCUUUCAUCUGGUCUUCCUUAAAUGAACUUUUGGUUAUCUUGCUAGAGAGAGAAAGAAGAAAAGAAAGAAAGGAACGUGUGGAAUCUAGAUACUACAUGCAAGCAUCCUAGAUGAGAGGGGGAUAUGCUCUUGGCAAAACACGCAUCAAAGCAAACAGCAGGAAAUUUGAAAGAAUCCCAUGGAAGUAAAAAAAAAAAAAAAAAAAAAAAAAAAAAAAAAAG
Gavialis gangeticus (Gharial) is the source of this 5272-nucleotide messenger RNA. RefSeq names its product dishevelled associated activator of morphogenesis 2 (gene DAAM2). The transcript is spliced from 27 exons. Gene Ontology annotation, molecular function: small GTPase binding; actin binding. The record is from RefSeq and is a predicted model, not a curated record. NCBI's taxonomy places the organism in Eukaryota, Metazoa, Chordata, Crocodylia, Gavialidae. The coding region runs from base 280 to 3534 and encodes 1084 amino acids. Gene Ontology annotation, biological process: negative regulation of oligodendrocyte differentiation; positive regulation of canonical Wnt signaling pathway; actin cytoskeleton organization.